Lachnellula hyalina is the source of this 2403-nucleotide messenger RNA. RefSeq lists its product as uncharacterized. The transcript is spliced from 6 exons. Bases 1 to 2403 code for a protein of 800 amino acids. NCBI's taxonomy places the organism in Eukaryota, Fungi, Ascomycota, Leotiomycetes, Helotiales, Lachnaceae. The record is from RefSeq and is a predicted model, not a curated record. Gene Ontology annotation, biological process: regulation of DNA-templated transcription. Gene Ontology annotation, molecular function: DNA-binding transcription factor activity, RNA polymerase II-specific; zinc ion binding.
AUGGAUUUCUUCAACCCGUCGUCGAAUAAUGCUGGAAAUUUUGGGUACAAUCCUCCUAUUGUUCACCAAGGGGGUGGAAGUAGAAGCCAGAAUGGGUCCGGAAACUCAAAUUCGUGGCAGCAAUCAUCUUCCUUGAUCUCUUAUACGUUAGCCUCUCAUAAUGGGGCGAAUUCCCCAACUCAAAUGUUCGAUGGGGCGAAUGCGCAAUCUCCUCAGAGCGGCUUCUUCCUGCAGCUGUCCGACAGCGAUCUUGGCUCCUCGUGGACUGGAGUUACUCAUGCGAAUGGCGACUUGGAGGAUAUUCCUACGCUGGAUAUCCCGUAUGAAAGCUAUGAUGACAGCCUGGGUCUGUCUUCGCCAACUACGGCAGGAACUUCGAGCUCGGAGGGGUUUGUCUUCCCGGUGAUAGACUCUACCCUUGGAACGUCGCCUAGUGCGAAUCAAUUGUUCGAUUUGGAUCUCUCAGAUGAGUAUUUCCAGAUUGGACAGCCGUUGAAUCCCAAUCUUGUUGUACCGGAAUCGAAUUCCCCGCUGUACGACGAGAACUUUUUCUUCGACAACAAUGGGCUCCAGGUUUCCAUGGAUAUGACUAUGUAUACGCCGGCAGAUGCGCAGUGGUCUGCCUCCACGGUGACACAGCCCAAGCAACACAGUGCUUCACCAAUCGAAUCCUCCGUAUUGUCCAACAUGCCAUGGAACCCCCAACAGGUGGAACGGAGCAAAUAUCAAGCGGAUGUAAAUACAGGCAAUGGUACUUUUGGGCCACCGCGCGCAACUCCAUACGAUACAUAUAGGUCCCGAGAAGAAUAUCUAGAGACUGGUCCGUCAUCGCAAGGAUCCGUUGGUCUGGAGCCAGUCAGCCCGCUUGGGGAUAGUGACAGUGAAAGCUGGGUGAUUACUUCCACUCGAAGCAAUUAUACUCCAUCGCAUAGUUCCCCGCGCUCGCAUGGGUCGCCUCAAUCACACACCUCGUCGCCGCGACACCACUCACAUGUUUUUAGCUCCAUGCCUGGUAUUAGCAAGUCCAAGGUUACGAAAGGUGGUCGCACGCGCGGCCUCACUACACUUGAGAAGAAACAAGCAAGAGAGGUUCGGGAUGCCAAGGCAUGUUGGGCUUGCCAUAUAUCGAAGACCAAGUGCUCCCCAUGCUCUCCUGGUAGUCCUUGUGUACAGUGUGCUAGACUUGUCGGAAAGAGGAGAUUCUGCAAAUUCACUUGUUUUAAUGAACCACUUGAGUCGUUAUAUAUCUUCCUUGUCCCUGUGUACCUUAACGGCCACUUGAAUCGAACUGACAUCGAGGCUUUCGUAGAUAGAAAUGCAGAGAGCUGGGGAACUAGAAGCAUGUUCGUGAGGAUGGACUGGGGAUAUCGCAAACUGCUGACUGCCGAGGUCGUUGCUCUUGAGUUGCGUCAAAACGCGCCAGACAUGGGGUUCCAUCAUACCACGGAGGAAUCCACGAGUCCCGACGGGAAGGCGAAAUUAGUCCGGAGGCAAAGUCCACCUCUUGGGAUCCCACUUACUGCCAUGGAUGACAUGCAACACGAGUACUCUCGAUACGUUCAGGAUAUCGUUCAAAGUGAUCUUAAAUAUUACGUUCCGGAGGCCUACUUUCCUGAUGACUCCAAGCUCUUAACGCGCCUCUUAGGUGUCGUAUGCGAUUUCUAUUCCGUGGGUUUGGAAGCUGAUGACGAAUGUGAACUUCUCCGUAGCGCCCUUGAAAUGCAUAUAACCACUUCGAUAAUGGAACGAACUCUCAACCUGGAUCCUGAUUCCAUUGGCAGAGUUCAAAAUCAGCUGCAACAGCAAUAUCCCGAAAAGACUACCGCAAAGUGUGUACAGAAGCAAAUCAAAUACGCAUUUUAUCUAGGCCAACAGAUACGCAUCAACAAAGUGCUGAAGGACUGGGGAAAUAUGAUGUGGACGAUCCACAACACGGUUAACAAUGACAAGAAAUGGGCUACCAGUUUUUGUGUAUUCCUAAUCCUCACUUUGACGAUAGGUAAGAUCAACGGCCAGAUGUACUAUUUCUGCGAAGGUAGAAUCGAACACUUUGGGGCCAAUCCAAAGUCGGAAAGGGCAAAAUGCAACCAGCUUAUGCAUUUGACGGAGAAGGAGCUGUUCGACCGGUGUAAGGAGAUUUUCCAUUGGAAAUUCAAGACUAGAAAGGGAGGCAAAGAAGCGUGCAAUCCAAUUCGAGAUGGUGUAGAUUCAUUUCGAACUAAGCCCGUCGAUAGCGCGAUCAGAAACUUGACUUAUGGGUUGCAAAGCGUGGUUCGGGAAUAUGCACCUCAGAUAAGAUCGCAUUGCUCAGUAAAGCCCGAAUACCAGGCGGGUCUACUAUCACCUUAUAUGGACCUUGGACGCUUAGCUUGCAUCUUCUUGGACGACUUCUUGGAUCACUGA